AUGGGCAAGUCUAAUGGUAGUGAUGCUUUGCGACGGAGCUACUUGCAGUGGAUCAAAGACAAGGAAGAUGAGGAGAAGUGGGAAACGAGUGGGGGGGAGCAGAACCUCUCUUUUGCUCACAAAUAUAGAGUGGGUGUUGAGACCAUUAAUGCUCUGCUUGAUGGUCUUGGAAGGGCCAAGCUUGGGAAAGAAGCUCAGGCACUAUUUGUGAAGUUGGAAGGUAGGUUUACGCCAAAUUUGACGACAUAUACUGUAUUGCUUAGUGGAUGGUGCAGGGUGAAGAAUUUAAUGGAGGCUGGGAGGAUUUGGAACGAGAUGCUUGGUGAGGGUUUUAAGCCUGAUAUUGUCACCCAUAAUAUUAUGCUUGAAGGGUUGUUAAUGAGUAAAAAGAGAUCUGGUGCAAUCAAGUUCUUUGAGGUCAUGAAAGCCACGGCAGCAAUGGCAGGAUUUUAG
Populus euphratica (Euphrates poplar) is the source of this 453-nucleotide messenger RNA. Its product is annotated as pentatricopeptide repeat-containing protein At3g62470, mitochondrial-like. The record is from RefSeq and is a predicted model, not a curated record. Bases 1 to 453 code for a protein of 150 amino acids. Gene Ontology annotation, molecular function: protein binding. NCBI's taxonomy places the organism in Eukaryota, Viridiplantae, Streptophyta, Magnoliopsida, Malpighiales, Salicaceae. The transcript is spliced from 2 exons.